CUGAUUGUUGUUAGAGCCUCACAGAAAAGAAAAAAAAAACAAAAACAAAGGGAACAAUUUUUUUAUAAUUCCCACCGAACGCUCAGUCGCGAGUUUCAGUCGGACUCGUUAUUCUAGUUUUUUUCAUUUGUUAUUCUAGUUUUUUUCGUUUUUACUUUAUGGGAGAUUUUGGCAUUGCGAUGUGAUCCUUGUUAUCAAGGUCGUGGACAAUUUCCAGAACCCUCCGGUGGACAUUACGUGCCUCCACGUGAUCCAUAAAUUUCGUUGGAUAAUAUUCAUCGCGUGACAUUCGGAGAUUUUUAUUAUUCAACCAUUGUUUUGAUGCUGUUAUCUGAAGAUUUGUGCAUCUCAAAUUUGCAAUGUUUUUGCGAUGAGAUCGAGGCUUAUUGCGUUGUAGGAUAAGGCGAUUCGUGCGAUAUUGGAUUGUUUCACAAAAUAUAGGUAGUCUGUAUUGCACGACAGCACGAUGGCACCUAAUGUAACAUCCGCGCCCACGGGUGUACUCUAUCAGAAUGAAAUUAGUGAAUCAAAUUCGGUGGCUGAUAAACCUAAGGCCAAGUAUCAACGCAGAAUUGUUUGGUUCAAUGUCACUGUUUUCGUGGCACUUCACAUUGCUGCACUUUAUGGAUUGUAUCGGGUAUUUACGUCCGCUAAACUUGUCACGGCGUUGUUCGCUUACGUACUGUACGUGUGCUCUGGAUUAGGAAUAACCGCUGGGGUCCACAGGCUCUGGUCCCACCGUUCCUACAAAGCAAAUUUCCCUCUUCGGUGUAUUCUCAUGGUGUUCAAUACAAUCGCAUUCCAAAAUUCAAUAUACGAGUGGUCCAGAGAUCACCGGGUGCAUCACAAAUACAGUGAGACUGAUGCUGAUCCUCACAAUGCAGCUAGGGGAUUCUUCUUCGCACAUGUGGGAUGGCUACUCUGUAAAAAGCAUCCUGAUGUCAAGGAUAAGGGCAAGGGUGUGGACACGAGUGAUCUCAUGAAAGAUCCCAUUGUCGCUUUUCAAAGGAGAUACUAUCUCGUGUUGAUGCCACUCAUGGCAUUUAUCCUCCCAACAGUAAUUCCAGUUUACCUCUGGGAUGAAACAUGGGCAAACGCAUUCUUCGUUCCAACGAUGCUGCGUUACGCAUUCACCCUCAACAUGACGUGGCUCGUCAAUUCCGCCGCGCACAUAUUCGGUGGCAAACCUUACGACAGAUUCAUGAAUCCCGCGGAGAAUGUGUCAGUGGCAGUGGCAGCUCUGGGUGAAGGCUGGCACAACUACCACCACGUAUUCCCCUGGGAUUACAAAGCAGCCGAGCUCGGUAACUACAGGCUCAAUUUCACAACAGCAUUCAUCGACUUUUUCGCUAAAAUCGGCUGGGCGUACGAUCUCAAACGAGUCUCAUCAGAGAUAAUCAAGCAGAGAGUGAAGAGAACAGGUGAUGGCAGUCACGAGGUCUGGGGCUGGGGGGACAAGGAUCAGCCGUCUGAGGAGCGAGAAGCCGCUAUAAUCGAGUAUCACGUUAACGAUCAGGAAUCCACUGCAAAUGUACAUUAGCCCAAUUAUGUUUCAAAUAAUUUCACUUUUUCAUCGAUUACUCGAGUCUAAGUUUCAAUGCGACACUCGCGGAGAGCUUCACCCCUCAUCGAACCUCUUCUACUUAUUUCGUAUUAUCAUUAAUCACUUAUUGCUUACUGAUAUUAUUUUUUUUUAAUGGUAGAGUUUUACCAGACACUUGGCCGUCCCAAUUGCAAUUUAUUACGCUUGUAGGAGCUGCUGGGAUAUUUCUCUCUUAAAUAACAUCUGAAUAUUUGUUUUUUCGUUGUCGCUUCACCGUCCAGGUCAACAAUAGGGGUCCAUAACUAUUAUUUCGACUGAGUGAAUUUAAAAUGGGAGUUUGCAUGACAAAUGAAGAGUAUUGAAUGGGUGAUUGUGAGUUUUGCGACUUCGUGCUGGUCGCGAAAUCUUUGAGAACUUGAUGCAAGAGGGUCGCUACGUUAACUUAGGCUAACGGGUUGACAUGUGGUAAAGUAUAAUGUAAGUUAAAGACGGGAAUAAGACUACAUAAGUCUGCUGAUUGAACAAGUGAAUAUUUGAAACUAAAUAAAAUAAAGAGUGAUUCAAGUUUAAUAAAUAAUGAAUAAAAUUAUAUUUUUAGAGA
Molecule: messenger RNA, 2144 nt
Organism: Diachasma alloeum
Lineage: Eukaryota; Metazoa; Arthropoda; Insecta; Hymenoptera; Braconidae
Product: acyl-CoA Delta(11) desaturase
Exons: 5
Coding region: 467-1540 (357 amino acids)
Biological process (GO): unsaturated fatty acid biosynthetic process
Cellular component (GO): endoplasmic reticulum membrane
Molecular function (GO): stearoyl-CoA 9-desaturase activity; iron ion binding
Source: RefSeq, a predicted model, not a curated record